UGAUUGUUUGCAGAUAUUAGGUUAAAUAGUAUUUUUAAUAAGACUGAAAGUUCCCGGUUCUCCAUCAAUUAAUAAGCCUCAUUUUAAUGGUAUAAAUUGAACAGUUUGAAGAGUUGCAGUUUUCAAACAUGGAACUCAGUGAUGUCGGUGAGGGGGUAUUUGCUGCAGAAAUGUUGAUGCGAAAAAGGAUUAAAAAAGGACGUGUCGAAUACUUGGUAAAAUGGAAGGGAUGGCCGACUAAAUUUAACACAUGGGAGCCGAGAGAGAAUAUUCUGGAUACCAGACUGUUGCAAAUCUUCAAAAAGCAGGAAGAAGAGGGGGAGACAGGUCCGAAAAAGCGAGGGGCGAAACCGAAGCGAUUGUUAACACAGGAUGUAUCAAAAUCAGACACAGAUAAAGUUCAAGAAGACAUUAACAUGGAAAGUGAUCAUGCACAAGAUGACAUCGACAAGGGUUCGAAUCUCGUCCAGACUGAGGAAAAUAUUGAAGAUGUGGGUUCAAAUAAUGAACUGGACUUAACAGAAACUGAUUUAGCUCAAAAUGAAGCUAAAAAUGAAUCAAAAUCAACUGGUUUCACUGUCCGUACGGAGACUGUUUCUAAUGCUAUCACAAAAAGGAAAUCUGGUCGCCUAUCACAGAGUAAAAAUAAAUAUCGUCUAGAUGAUUUCGCUGAAAUUUCUACAGUUUCAAAAUUUAAGAAAAUAAGACGUAUACGAGGUCGCGGUCGUGGAAUCAAUAUUGCAUCUGGUUCACUCGGAUUUACAAGACGUACUUUAAACCCAACAGGAGUUUUGGGGAGGAGAAAUUUCAUACGAAAACCUGGAAUGCGAACUAUGUUUGGGUCAAGUGUCAGAGGUCGUGGUAGGGGUCGAAUUCCUGCAAAAAUAAGGAAAUGGAAAGAUAAUUUAUUGAAUGACAAUAACGAAGUUCUCACUACAAAAUCUGACCCAAACUGGACAGAAAAUGAGAUUGUAAUAACUGAUAUAACAACAAAAUCUUCAACUAUAACUUUUACCGAAUGCAAACAACCUGCCGGGUUUUUUAAAAAGCGAUCAUAAAUGUUUUAAUAUAAGUUUGCUCAAAGCAAGGUUGCGUGUUUUACGUUUAUUAAAUUGAAUCAUGUUUUUUAUAAGUUUUUAUGCGAAUAUAAAACAAUGACACAGUUUUCAAAAAUACUGAUAAAGGUGCCCAGUGGAAUUCAAAACUCCAGGUGGUUUUUCUUGGUAUUGAAUAUACUAAAAACAGAUUUUCUAAUUUCGAAAAAAAUUUCAGCUCUGAGAAACGAGUUUGUUGAUCAUCAUGGCAUUCACAGAACAGGUUGGUACCGAUCCCAAAGUGCCGAUAACAAAAUAAGAGAUUAGUGUUAAAUUUCAUAGGUUAACCCAGCGGUUCCUAGAAGGUGCGCCACGGUUUGCCGAGUGUGUUGUGAAAAUUAACAGAAUUGUGUUAAACAUAAUUGUGUUAAAACAUAUUUUGAAUGCUGUGUACAUGAAUUCUUAGAUUCAUUUUACUUUUUUAUGUUGUUUACUUUCUGUUAUGUAGAGUUGUGUAACAAUAGAGACAGCCAUUACUUGCUGCAAUUUCGUGAGCUGCAGUUUAUUCAUCUAUUGAACCGAGUUUAACGAACAUGAGUGAUUGUUUUAGCAUUUCAAAAAACAAAGGCAGAACCGAGGAGAAGGGUUGACAUUUUGCCUUUAUUUCUCAGGCCUACGUGUUUACGAUUUUCAAAAGGCAUAAAAUACACAUUAACGAUAACAAAAA
Molecule: messenger RNA, 1761 nt
Organism: Styela clava
Lineage: Eukaryota; Metazoa; Chordata; Ascidiacea; Stolidobranchia; Styelidae
Biological process (GO): negative regulation of transcription by RNA polymerase II
Cellular component (GO): PRC1 complex; chromatin
Molecular function (GO): chromatin binding
Source: RefSeq, a predicted model, not a curated record